This is a messenger RNA of Galleria mellonella (greater wax moth), 2109 nucleotides long. Its product is annotated as phosphoribosyl pyrophosphate synthase-associated protein 2. The transcript has 7 exons. Gene Ontology annotation, biological process: purine nucleotide biosynthetic process; 5-phosphoribose 1-diphosphate biosynthetic process. Gene Ontology annotation, molecular function: magnesium ion binding; ribose phosphate diphosphokinase activity. NCBI's taxonomy places the organism in Eukaryota, Metazoa, Arthropoda, Insecta, Lepidoptera, Pyralidae. Bases 182 to 1315 code for a protein of 377 amino acids. Gene Ontology annotation, cellular component: cytoplasm; ribose phosphate diphosphokinase complex. The record is from RefSeq and is a predicted model, not a curated record.
AGUGAUUACUUGCUCUGCUCUGUGGUAUAUACGUAAUAAUACCUACUGGUGGGAAUUAAAUUAAUUUAUGUUUGUUCGUGAUUCGGCGUGGUGAACUGCGAAGAAGACCCUUUUGUUUUAAGGAUAAUAAAAUUUCAUUUAUUUAUAUAUUGCUGUAGUUCAAAAGCGCCAUCAGGUUAUUAUGUUACUCAACAAAACCAGACUGGUGGGUUUUACGAAUCGAUCCCGCAAGAGCAAUAUGGAAGGUAACUCCACGUCGGACAUUGUGAUUUUGACGGGCAAUUCACACCCGGAAUUGGCAGACUUAAUCGCCAACCGUCUUGGUGUACGUAAAGGAGGAUGCUCUGUUUAUCACAAAACCAACCGGGAAACUGUCGUAGAAAUUGCAGAUUCUAUUCGUGGGAAAAAUAUAUAUAUUGUUCAAACUGGUACAAAAGAUGUUAACAACAAUAUAAUGGAACUGCUAAUCAUGGCCUAUGCUUGCAAGACGUCUUCAGCUCGAUCAAUUGUAGGAGUGAUACCAUAUCUGCCAUACAGUAAACAAUGCAAAAUGAGGAAACGAGGCUCGAUUGUCACAAAAUUAUUGGCUAAAAUGAUGUGCAAAUCAGGGCUGUCACAUAUUAUUACAAUGGAUCUUCAUCAAAAAGAAAUACAGGGAUUUUACGACUGUCCAGUUGAUAACCUACGUGCCUCUCCUUUCUUGCUUCAAUAUAUUCAAGAGAGUAUUCCUGAUUAUCGCAACUCGGUGAUUGUGGCGCGUAAUCCUGGUUCUGCUAAGAAGGCGACGUCGUACGCAGAACGUCUCAGGCUCGCCAUUGCGGUUAUACACGGGGAGCAGAAAGAAGCUGAAAGUGAUGAGGUUGAUGGGCGGUAUUCACCACCCUGUAUACCGAGUGUCGAUAGAUCACGAACAAUGGACGUGUCUGUUGGAGUGCCAGUACAUCCAGCUAAAGAGAAACCGCCAAUUAAUGUGGUCGGUGAUGUUGGAGGAAGGAUAGCCAUCAUGGUGGAUGAUAUGAUUGACGACGUGCAGUCCUUCGUCGCAGCAGCAGAAGUUUUGAAAGAAUGUGGUGCGUACAAGAUAUAUGUACUCGCAACUCAUGGCCUCCUUUCGUCGGACGCGCCUACCCUGAUAGAGGAUUCGCCCAUUGACGAAGUAGUGGUCACCAAUACUGUCCCGCAUGAACUACAGAAAAUGAAGUGCAACAAGAUCAAGACAAUCGACAUAUCUGUGCUGUUAAGUGAAGCAAUAAGGCGCAUUCACAACAAGGAAUCUAUGUCCUAUUUAUUCAAAAAUGUCACACUUGAAGAUUAGUUGUAAAAUAUAAUUUCCAUAUUAUUUAGUGUUAGUUGUUAUUAUAAGUAUUAUGAUCUUGUUAGUGUUUUAUAAUCGGGAGGUUUAUUAAUAUUGUGCAAAUUAUUCUUUUUAUAUUUCUGUAUAAGAGAUGGUAUUUUUGUAGCAAGUAUUAUCAACAUAGCACCAAUACAUUUAGUGAUGAAUGUGAGUAGAAAUAUCUCAGUGAUUAUAAAGUUCUAAGCAAGGCCUCGCUUGUAAUUCCUUAGAAUUGAGUUAGUUUCUUGUAUUAUUCCUUAUUGUAGUUGGAUUAAUCUGUUAUUGUUUAAUUUUUAUUAACUUGCAUUAUGAUUACUAUUUUAUAGUUAUAAUAAAAUUCCUUUCAUGCAUUUAAUUAUUGUCAAAAAAUGAAGGAUCCCAGUAAAAUUUUUCAAAUUGUUAUUUCUAAUUAUAUCAAUUAUGUUAUACUUUCGAUUUUCCACCGACAUAAAAUGUGGUGGAGCCAAACACUCAGUGUUAUGAUUAAAUCACAAUAAAGACGGUAAUAUCACUCUACCCCUCUGAGUGUUGAUUAUGAAUUUAAUGAUUUUAUUGUUUGCAUGAUGUUAUAUAUUUUAAGCUUUUGUGAAUAACGUGUACUGUAUAUACGAUCCACCGGUCGGUCCGAAAAUAAGGCCUGCGUCUACGACAUAUUUAUAAAUGUUUUUUUAUUGCGACGUAGUUGUUUUUGCAAUAUGCACACCCUAUAUGUCGUAUAAUAUUUAUAGAAACGUCAACUGUGUAUUUAAAUUUUAACAAAUAAAACUCUUUGUGGA